AUGAAUCAGAUCUUGCGCUGGCAGCACACGGGGCCGCAGCAGCUGGACUGGGAGCAGCCACAGGGGCCACAGCCCCCUUUGCCACAGCCGGAGCAGGAGCAGGCUGGCACACAGCUGCACACGGGCACACAGCAGCUGGAGCCGCAGCCCCCACACGAGCCACAGCCCCCCUUGGAGCCCCCACAGCUGGAGCCACAGCCCCCUUUGCCACAGCUGGAGCAGGAGCAGGCUGGCACACAGCUGCACACGGGCACACAGCAGCUGGAGCCGCAGCCUCCACAUGAGCCGCAGCCCCCCUUAGACCCCCCGCAGGAGCCGCAGCCCCCCUUGGAGCCCCCACAGCUGGAGCCACAGACCCCUUUGCCACAGCUGGAGCAAGAGCAGGCUGGCACACAGCAGCACACGGGCACGCAGCAGCUGGAGCCGCAGCCAGAGCCACAGCCCCCACAGGAGCCGCAGCCCCCCUUAGACCCCCCGCAGGAAACACAGCCCCCCUUGGAGCCCCCACAGGAGCCGCAGCCCCCCUUGGAGCCCCCACAGCUGGAGCCACAGCCCCCUUUGCCACAGCUGGAGCAGGAGCAGGCUGGCACACAGCAGCACACGGGCUGGCAGCAGCUGGAGCCACAGCCUCCACAGGAGCCGCAGCCCCCCUUAGACCCCCCGCAGGAGCUGCAGCCCCCUUUGCCACAGCUGGAGCAGGAGCAGGCUGGCACACAGCAGCACACGGGCUUGCAGCAGCAGACGGGCACACAGCAGCUGGAGCCGCAGCCCCCACAGCUGGAGCCGCAGCCCCCGGAACAGCCAGAGCAGCCCAUGGUUCUGGUGGGUUGA
Molecule: messenger RNA, 831 nt
Organism: Budorcas taxicolor (takin)
Lineage: Eukaryota; Metazoa; Chordata; Mammalia; Artiodactyla; Bovidae
Product: proline-rich protein HaeIII subfamily 1-like
Exons: 1
Coding region: 1-831 (276 amino acids)
Source: RefSeq, a predicted model, not a curated record